Symbiodinium sp. CCMP2456 is the source of this 678-nucleotide messenger RNA. NCBI's taxonomy places the organism in Eukaryota, Dinophyceae, Suessiales, Symbiodiniaceae. The record is from the annotation of a GenBank genome assembly.
AUGAAGAGGGUCGGGCCCACCGACCCGGAGAUGGGCCUCGCGGUGAAGGAGGAGGAGAAAGUGGAGGUUGAGAUGGAGGUGGAGGAAUGGGCCGCCGAUGGCGGCCAUGACGGCGACGGCGGCGAUGAGGGGUCGUGGGGUGUGGCAGAUGCCGCCUGGCUCCAGCCGCCGGAGGAGGAGGAGACCGGGGGGUGGAAUGAUGGAGCAGGGUAUGGAUACGGCGGUGCUCACUACGACGAGGAUGACGACUACAACGAGGGCUGCUGGAAGCGCCAGAAGACCGAGUACGACCACAAGUACCAGUACGGCCAGGAGUACGACAAGAAGUACCAGUACGACCAGAAGUACCAGUACGACCAGAAGUACCAGUACGACCAAAAGGACCAGUACGACCGAAAGUACCCGUACGACCAGAAGUACAACUACGGCCAGGGGCAGAAGUGGAACUACGACCAGCAGGUCAAAGGCGAGUAUGUGAAGGGCGGCUGGCAGGACCAGCACGGGACAUUCCACAAGACAAGGGCCGGCCACCAGAUCCAGAUGCAGAAGAGAAAGAAGUCCGAGAAGGAGCAGAUGGAACGUGAGCGGGCCGCAGAACGGAAGGUGCACAGCGAGCAGAUUUCGCAGGCUCUGGACACUAUGUCUCGCAUGGCAUCGGUGUUGGAGCGGAAGCUGUGA